Tupaia belangeri chinensis (Chinese tree shrew) is the source of this 1355-nucleotide messenger RNA. Its product is annotated as metalloproteinase inhibitor 1-like. The record is from RefSeq and is a predicted model, not a curated record. The transcript has 6 exons. Gene Ontology annotation, molecular function: metalloendopeptidase inhibitor activity; protease binding. The coding region runs from base 160 to 837 and encodes 225 amino acids. Gene Ontology annotation, cellular component: extracellular matrix. NCBI's taxonomy places the organism in Eukaryota, Metazoa, Chordata, Mammalia, Scandentia, Tupaiidae. Gene Ontology annotation, biological process: response to cytokine; response to hormone; negative regulation of endopeptidase activity.
CCAGGAGUCAGACUGUACCUCCCAGAUGGAUAUGCCUCAGGGUUGGAAAGGACACACAGGUGACUAUUUAUCCCCCACGGUGCUGGGUAUUCUGCAGAAGCUGUGGCACGUCUUGACUCAGACCAACAGAGUGUACACCUCACGUUUCCCAGCACCCACAUGGAGCCCUCAUGGCUACUGGUCCUUCCUUUGCUCCUGGCUCUGUCAGCACCCUGCCAUGCUUGCAGAUGUAAACUCCAGCAUCCCCAGACAUUUUUCUGCAAGUCAGACAUUGUCUUACUUGCUGAUAUACUGAAAUUAGAAAAUAAGACCAAGACUAGACGAAUUUUUACAGUCAAUGUCACUAAGAUACUUAAGGCUCCCAAGGGAGUUACCGAAAUCCACAAGAUCUACUCGCCUCGCGACAUAGAGGAGUGUGGUUACAUGAUGAGAACGGCUCAGCAGUCGCACCUGCUUAUAGCAGGUUAUAUGACAGGGAAGAAAGUUCGUUUCACACGAUGUCACCUGGUCUAUUUGUGGUAUCGGCUCAGCAGACAGCAGCGAUUAGGUUUCGAGUCAUUAUACAGUAAAGCGUGUUCCUGUCAAAUUAAACCCUGCCUUCUCUGCUGGCGCACCUGUCCUCAGCCCGAUAGCAGCGAGUGUGUGUGGAAACAAAGAGACUGUGAAUACAACAUUUGGCAAGGGAACUUGUCCAUGAGUUCAAUGUGUACCCUUUCUCACUCUGGUCGGUGUGAAUGGGCUCCCAUCCCACUCCUCACUGCCCUGGCGACCCCAACCUCACUCCACCCCUCACCUAAGGCCUCAAUCUCACACCUCUCCUCCCCUACAAGUAAAUAAUAGGUUUUUAAUAGUCUCUUCUUGAUCUGGGUAGUGUGAGCCAACUGGGUUAGUUUCAUUAACAAUCAUUGAGCUUUACUCUGGAACGUUGUGUACUUUCUGCAAGUGUAUGCAUCAGCGAAAUUGACAAAAUAAAACACAGGGACAAACUCCACUCUGGCAAUAGAUCUCCUCAACCUGAAUUCUUCACUCAUGUUUUCCUCGCUCGUGCAUUCACCAAAUGCAUUUUGACAUUCAUUCUUCUCAUUUAAAAGUUCCUCUCAUCUUGUCCUACCAAAAGCAAAAUCCUAGGCACAGAGAAAAGGGAUAAAACCCGAGAAAUUAGAGGCAGACUCCACUUGACAUGCCAUGAAUCUUCCUCAGAUGAUUUGCUAAAUGAAAGAGCACUGGGUAGAAGAAAAAGACUGUUCCUUGUCACUACAGAAUCAGGACUUCUCUACAAAUAUAAACAUCAUUCCCGGGAAAAGUAAAGGUUUAAGAAUAAAGAACAACAUUUGGGACCAGUAGUGGCAUAAUGG